Messenger RNA from Fusarium sp. VM40, 1530 nucleotides. Lineage: Eukaryota; Fungi; Ascomycota; Sordariomycetes; Hypocreales; Nectriaceae. The record is from the annotation of a GenBank genome assembly.
AUGGCAUCGAAAUCAUCCACCCUCGAGGACGCAGAGCUUCAGCGCUCCCACACGCCAAGCAGUUCGUCUUGGCUUGCGUCUGCCUUUGGAGGCUCCAAGGUGACAAUUGGCCCACGCAUCGAACCCCUCGCCGAGCACUUGGCGACCAAUCUCUCCGAAGCCGACAGCAACACAGCCGCGGACCUCGUAGACAAGCAGGUCGCUUCCGAAGCGGGCAAUGCUAUUCAAUACAGGACCUGUUCUUGGCAAAAGACCGCGGGGUUACUCUUCAGCGAGUACAUUGUGCUCUCUAUUAUGAGUUUCCCAUGGUCGUACAGUCUUCUUGGCCUUGUACCUGGGCUGAUCCUGACUGCUGUCAUUGCUGGUCUAGUCCUAUACACAAGUCUUGUGCUUUGGGAAUUCUGUUUACGACACCCCGAGGUCAGAGAUGUGUGCGACAUUGGCCAGAUGAUUUGGUGGAACGGGCGAUGGGCCUGGUGGUGGACGGCUGUCAUGUUCGUCCUCAACAACACCUUCAUCCAAGCUCUCCAUGUCCUUGUGGGCGCAAUCUACCUCAACACCAUGACCGAAGCCGAUAAGAUUGCAGGCUGCAGAACCGUUGCAUUCGCUGUUGUAGUAACCGCCAUCAGUUGGAUCGGGUCCCUGCCGCGCACCUUUAGCAUGCUAUCAAAGCUUGGCUUUGCUUCGACAUUUUUUACUUUCAUCUCCGUCAUCUUGGCAACGGCAUUUGCAGGCGCCCAGGGUAAGCCCGCUGGGUACCCUGAGCAGGGCGAACCAAUUAUCUCCAUCUGGACGCCAAGCAGCACUACACUUGUUACGGGUAUGUCAGCGUUCAUGAACAUGAGCUACACGUUCAUCGGUCAAACAACGAUUCCUAGUUUCAUCGCCGAGAUGAGAGAUCCUAGAGACUUCCCUAAAGCACUAUGGGCUUGCACUUGUGCUGAAAUCAUCACAUUCAGCGUCGUCGGCUCGGUUAUUUACGCUUACACGGGAAACCAGUACAUGGUCGCACCAGCAUUUGGUGUCCUAACUGAUACCUACAAGAAGGUCUCGUACUCCUUCAUGGUACCUACUAUUAUUUUUGUCGGGUGUCUCUAUGCCAGUGUGACAGGUCGAUUUGUCUUCUUCCGAAUGUUCAGGGAUUCCGAACAUCUCACCUCACACACUAUCAAAGGUUGGUUCUGGUGGGGAGUCGUCUUGCUUAUCAGCUGGGCCGCAUCAUUCUUGAUCGCCGAGAUCAUUCCCUUCUUCUCUUCAUUGUUAUCUGUCAUGUCAUCGCUGUUCAACUGUUGGUUUGGAUUCAUCUUUUGGGCCUUGGCCUAUUUCCGCAUGCGCAACGCGGAUAUCAAGGUUGGGAGAAAGCGACAACCCAUUCUCGACUAUUUGUCCGUGGCAUUGAAUGUUGUCAUUAUGUUGACCGGCGCUCUAUACCUCACCUUGGGUACAUACGUCAGUGUACAGGGUAUCAUUGAUCAAUUCAAUGCUGGAACUGUGAACAGUGUGUUUUCAUGCAAGAGCAAUGGCCUAUAA